AUGUCAAUAACUGUUUCAACUUGUUAACAGAUAUGUGGUUCACCAUUGAAUAAUAGUUCAGCUAAAAACUUGUGGACAUUUUCAAAAUCAGAUAGAUUUGGUAAUUUGGCAAAUCCUGUUAAGUAUUGGAUGUUGAAUAAAAAUUAGUUGUGGGAAGGCUUUUUAUGAUUUACCAACAUAAAUAGAGAAGCGAUCAGCUGGAAUAGGUAAAGGAACAAAGUAAAAAGAUUGAAAUAUAUAGAACUGAUUUUACAAAAGUAUCAUUUACAACUCCAUCUCCAUAAUAAUAUAAUAUAGCGAGUGAUGUGGAGAUAAAUUAGAAGAAGGCUAAAGGAAAUAAAUUUGGUAUGAGCAGAGAGAAGAUGGCAAGUACAGGAAUAUUAGGGAAUUUAAAUUCAAAGACUCCAGGUAGAUUAAUAUAAAUACAUUAAUAUAAUAAUAGCUCCUGGAACAUAUGAUUUAGGUUCAACAUUAAGUGAUAUACGUUAUACAAUGAGAUAGAGACCAAAGACUAAUUUUAUGGUGUUAACUGGUAAAGAAAUCCCAGGUCCAGGAACUUAUGAAUCUUUACCUGCAGUAAAUCCAGUAGGUAAAUAUCCAAUAUCAAAAUAUAACAAUUCUUGUGCUACAUUAUUCAAUCCUAAGAAUUCUAAAAGAUUUGUUAAAGACUUUUGUAACAAUCUCUUUUCUUAAUUAGAUUAGCUACUAAUUUAUAUGCACCUGGACCUGGAACUUAUCCAGUAGAUAAAACAGGUAUUUAAAAGGAUGGACAUUAUUUCAUUUCUAAAUUCCACUCUUCUAAUGUAAGAAGUUUUCCAAAAGAAUCAAGAAGAACAGGAUCUGUUGGAAAAGGUAAUAUUAUUAUAUAUAUCUAUAUUUUCUAUUAGCUGGAACACCUGCUCCAGGCAGUUAUAGAUUACCAUCUGAAUUUGGAUAUUAUGAAUCAAGAAAUAGAGCUAAUAGAAGUGCAGGAGAUUUAGGAGAAACUAAACCUUAAUAAUGA
This is a messenger RNA of Paramecium sonneborni, 1003 nucleotides long. The record is from the annotation of a GenBank genome assembly. Lineage: Eukaryota; Ciliophora; Oligohymenophorea; Peniculida; Parameciidae.